Callithrix jacchus (white-tufted-ear marmoset) is the source of this 5772-nucleotide messenger RNA. It is a transcript of the gene SLC5A7, whose product is annotated as solute carrier family 5 member 7. The record is from RefSeq and is a predicted model, not a curated record. Gene Ontology annotation, cellular component: plasma membrane; synapse; axon. Gene Ontology annotation, biological process: synaptic transmission, cholinergic; acetylcholine biosynthetic process; choline transport. NCBI's taxonomy places the organism in Eukaryota, Metazoa, Chordata, Mammalia, Primates, Cebidae. Gene Ontology annotation, molecular function: choline:sodium symporter activity.
AACAAUUCCAGGCUCUGACCUGGGAAGACAAGAACAGGACACUUCUCUCUACUAGACUUCCAGCCGCUGCUUCAGAAAAUAGAAUACUCUGAGACCCUCCCCAUUCCCCGCUUCCAACCAGAGUGAUGAGAAGUUAGAUGGAGAAUGACCCUAAGGGAUCGAUGCCCAGUUUUCUGGAGGAGAAGGGAGUGGUAGGGACUUGCCUCGGGAUGGGGAUACCAUGGCAGGCAGCGCGGACCAGAACCCAGCCUGCCCCCACUCCCCCGGCUCCUCCGGCCCCUUUUCCUUCGCAUCCCGCACCCUGCUCGCGAGGGCAGCGUCCCCAGCACACGCCCCAGCACCACUUUCCUCUGACGUCCGCCUCCCAAGCUCUGACGAUCGCCCCCGCCGGCCGCCCUUAUAAAGGGGACUUUUCCCAAUACUCGAUCGAUUGCCACCUCGCCCCGCGCCGUGCGCCCUCCGCCGGCGCCCACGCCUGUCAACUCUGCGCUUUCCCAGGUUCUUGGAGACGCCGAGUGAGGAGCCGCCCUGACCGACCGGACCCCCUCCGCACUGCACCUCUGACCCACCCCGCACCCUCCCUUUCUGCACCCUCGCACCCACACCCCUCAGUUCCAGGGGGCGGCGGCCCCGGGUGGAGCGCUUUCCCUUGCAGCUACCACUCCAGAAGUCUUAAUGAAGUAGCCAGCUGCAGAAGAAUCAGGAUCAUUAGAUAAAAAUGGCUUUCCAUGUGGAAGGACUGAUAGCUAUCAUCGUGUUCUACCUUCUAAUAUUGCUGGUUGGAAUAUGGGCUGCCUGGAGGACCAAAAACAGUGGCAGUGCAGAAGAGCGCAGCGAAGCCAUCAUAGUUGGUGGCCGAGAUAUUGGUUUGUUGGUUGGUGGAUUUACCAUGACAGCUACCUGGGUCGGAGGAGGGUAUAUCAAUGGCACAGCUGAAGCAGUUUAUGUACCAGAUUAUGGCCUAGCUUGGGCUCAAGCACCAAUUGGAUAUUCUCUUAGUCUGAUUUUAGGUGGUCUGUUCUUUGCAAAACCUAUGCGUUCAAAGGGGUAUGUGACCAUGUUAGACCCGUUUCAGCAAAUCUAUGGAAAACGCAUGGGUGGACUCCUGUUUAUUCCUGCUCUGAUGGGAGAAAUGUUCUGGGCUGCAGCAAUUUUCUCUGCAUUGGGAGCCACCAUCAGCGUGAUCAUCGACGUGGAUGUGCACGCUUCUGUCAUUGUCUCUGCACUGAUUGCCACUCUGUACACCCUGGUGGGUGGGCUCUACUCUGUGGCCUACACCGAUGUCGUUCAGCUCUUUUGCAUUUUUGUAGGGCUGUGGAUCAGCGUCCCCUUUGCACUGUCACAUCCUGCAGUCGCAGACAUUGGGUUUACUGCUGUGCAUGCCAAAUACCAGAAGCCAUGGCUGGGAACUGUUGACUCAUCUGAAGUAUACACUUGGCUUGAUAGUUUCCUGUUGUUGAUGCUGGGUGGGAUCCCAUGGCAAGCAUACUUCCAGAGGGUCCUCUCUUCAUCUUCAGCUACCUAUGCGCAAGUGCUGUCCUUCCUGGCAGCUUUUGGGUGCCUGGUGAUGGCUCUCCCAGCCAUACUCAUUGGAGCCAUUGGAGCAUCAACAGACUGGAACCAGACUGCAUAUGGGCCUCUAGAUCCCAAGACUAACGAAGAGACAGACAUGAUUUUACCAAUUGUUCUGCAGUAUCUCUGCCCUGUGUAUAUUUCUUUCUUUGGUCUUGGUGCAGUGUCUGCUGCUGUUAUGUCAUCAGCAGAUUCAUCCAUCUUGUCAGCAAGUUCAAUGUUUGCACGGAACAUCUACCAGCUUUCCUUCAGACAAAAUGCUUCGGACAAAGAAAUCAUUUGGGUCAUGCGAAUCACAGUGUUUGUGUUUGGAGCAUCUGCAACAGCCAUGGCUCUGCUGACAAAGACUGUGUAUGGGCUCUGGUACCUCAGUUCUGACCUUGUUUACAUCAUCAUCUUCCCCCAGCUGCUCUGUGUACUCUUUGUUAAGGGAACCAACACCUAUGGGGCCGUGGCAGGUUAUGUUUCUGGCCUCUUCCUGAGAAUAACUGGAGGGGAGCCAUACCUGUAUCUUCAGCCCUUGAUCUUCUACCCUGGAUAUUACCUGGAUAACAAUGGCAUAUAUAAUCAGAAAUUUCCAUUUAAAACACUUUCCAUGGUUACUUCAUUCCUAGCCAACAUUUGCAUCUCUUAUCUAGCCAAAUACCUAUUUGAAAGUGGAACCUUGCCACCUAAAUUAGAUGUAUUUGAUGCUGUUGUUGCAAGACACAGUGAAGAAAACAUGGAUAAGACAAUUCUUGUCAAAAACGAAAAUAUUAAAUUAGAUGAACUUGCACCUGUGAAGCCACGACAGAGCAUGACUCUCAGCUCAACUUUCACCAAUAAAGAAGCCUUCCUUGAUGUCGAUUCCAGUCCAGAAGGGUCUGGGACUGAAGAUAAUUUACAAUGACCUCAUCUAAAUAAAAUACUGCUUUUACAAACAAAGCACUAUAAUAGGGUAGUUCUGGAGAGAUGGUUUGCAGAAUACAAAAAUAUACUAUCAAAUAAUGUUCAGGAGGAUAAAAAUUCAUAUUAAGUGCAAUUGCACAAAUACAAGCCAAGCUAGCAGGAAGCUCCUAUGAAAGCAACAACUUUCUUUCUCAUCCAUAUAGAGUUGAGUUUGAUGCUAGAUAGUUUUGCUAGGUAUAAAAAAUAAACAAAGCCCCACUUCAAGAAAAAACAGCCAAGCCAGAGUAUUUAUAUUUAUUGCAAAAAGAGGGAAGUAGAUAAGAAAGAGCCUAAGGAAAAGGAAAUUGGAUAGUUUUGAUACAAACUUUGUUAAUACACUGAUGAAUUCAGUUUAAUUAUAGUAUUGAAGCUAUGAGAAUAAUUUCAGUUACUCCCUUGAAUGGUGUAAUGAAUUAACCAGCUGAUUUUUCUUAGUGUGAUGAUUAAUCCUUUCUUUCAUGUUCUGAGCUAUAAUAUUUGCUGAAUAUGAAGUUUGUUAUUCUUUUAGUAAUGGCAUGUAACAUUCUGAGCAAGGGCAAAGCAAACACAAAAAGUAUUGCAUCCUGGCACUUAUUUAUGUGCAAUGUGGUAGGAAGAUAGAAUCCACCUUUGUAGAGGAGCACUGGGCAGAUUUGUAUGUUUCCAUAGCUACUAUAUGCAUAAACAAGAGUACCUGAAGGAUUAUUAGCUGACAUUAAAGCAAUAAGUUCAUUAAGCAGAAAGUAAUAGGAAGAACAGUACAUUUUUAUCUUCAUCUGAAGCAUAUAAAGUUUUGUCCCAUGAUAAAAUAAGUAAUAUCUAAACUAGUAUAUAAGUUAAUAUUGGAAGUGAAAUUGAGCCUUACGUAAGGAGAGGUAGCUACACAGCAUCAGUAAUGUUUAAUAAGAGGCACCUGAUAAAUUAACAUAUAUUUUAUUGAAUACUAGUUAUGGAAAGCCCCCACAACACCUCCUGAAAGUAGUAAAAAGAGAAAAAACAAACUCUACUAAAUUUUACAUAUUCAUUGAUAGGAAGGAUUUAAUGUUAAGGGAUCUACUCUUUGGCAUUUUUUCAUAUAAGCCAGUCCUAGAGACUAGACAAAUAACUACUACAAAAAAUACAUAGUCAAUUUUAAAAUGCAGAAGAAAGCAGAAAAUAAAAUAAGUCCUAAAGGAAAGAAGCCAUUAAGUAUUUGAUGACUAUAUAACAUUCAUGAGAUUGGUCAUUAAAUAAUGUUUUGCUCCUUUUCUGGUGUGCGUAUAAGUGUGUGGGUGUAAUGGUUUGUGUCCAUUUCAAAUGUUUUCACACCAGUCACACAUUAUAGAAAUAAUUGGAGCCAUGUCUAAAACAGCAGACUGAAGCGAUGAACUGAAAAUUGAUCAGGGAAUCUGAUGCCAUAAAGUCAGUCUGAAUUGUUGAAACUAAAGCAAUUUUUUCAAAAAUAUUUCUUUUUUGCAAAUCAUGAACAAAAUAAACUUAGUGUUCAGUAUUAAGAAUAAAAGUUGUAUCUUGACCCUAGAAUUUCUUUUAUAAGAUUUAACUGUAAUUGUUUCAAAACAUCAAGUAAUACAUCUUUAUCAUUAAACAUGAAUUUAAUGUCUAAGAUCAUUUUUAAAAGAUAAUUUUUAUUUUAAAAUUAUUUUAAAAUUAAAUAAUUUUGCAUGUUAUAUUUUCAGUGCCUUUUCAAAAUCUGGUGGCAAAUAUUACACUGCAUUCAAAAUAUUCACUGAAUACCAUAUAUAUCUAAAUGAAAAGAGAAUUACUUUUACUAAUCUAUUUUCUCAAAAUGUAUUCAGUACACUAUGUAGUACAUGGAAGGAGUGUAUUUUUGGAACCAGUAAGGAUGGGAGUGCAUGAUUCUCAGAUAUUAAUUGAGAAAAGAGAAAUGGGAAGGAAAUUUAUUAAAGAAAAACUGCAGAGAUUAAAACAUUUAACACCUAUAAGUAAUUAAUUGCUGGAGGGAGACCAUGUAUUCCAAAUGCACCAUGCUCCUCAGCAUCCUACCUGAACACUGACUUUUAUCCAUCCUGUCACCCUGAGCAUCUGUCUCAACCUGCUAAGUAAGGCACAGGCUUCCACCAUGUGCAUCAGGAAACACCUCACUCAUACUGUCAUAGAAUGCAACAGGGAGGCAUACUCUCUCUUCAGGUCUCUUUACAUUGUACCAUUCUGUUGGGCAACAAUUGUCCAAUCAGCCACACUUAAGUCCAGUGGGGAAAAAAAGAUUAACAGUAAAAAUGUUUUCCAUUUAAUUCAAUUUCUAACAAUAAACAGAUACAGGGGGCAAAUGUUUGCCCUGUUCAAAAUAUUGAAACUAGAUAACUUAAAUAAUUUCAGCCUAUGAAUAAUACUAUAUUGUUUUGAACCCAUUAUUCCUCACUUACUUUCAAAGUAGAUAUAUAAAAAACUAGUUUUUUAUUAAUCCCCUAAUGUACUAAAUAUUAGCAAGAUGAUUUUUAAGUAUAAAAAAAUUUAAAGAACACAAGAAAGGAAACAAUGAUCACAAGAUCUUCACUUAACAUAUUUGUGCAUAAAUUUCCCCCCAAUUUCCAAGACAGUUAUAUCACAAAGCUGUGAAAUGUGGAAGAGUAAACUUUGUACCCAUCAUUUGCUCUGUUUUGACAUAAUGAGUAAUGCAGACAUUUAUGUAUUCUUCCAGCUUCAGUCAAUAGACUUGAUUUUCAAAAUCUGCCCUCAAAUGAAACUAAAAUGAACAAAACAUUUAGACACUAGCUAUAUUAACCUUGGAAGGCAAUAUAUGUGGAUAAAACAUUAGAAUAAAACAUAUAUUUUAUUUUCAAACUUUUGAUAUGAUUGUUACAUAUUUCUUGGGUAAUUUAAAUACUUCUCUUUCCCACACAUAUUCAAAACAGCAAGCUUGUAGCUGGACUGCAACAUCAACAACAAGUUGUUUCACGCAGUAUCAAAGAACAAAUUCAUUGCUACACUUACAAGUAAUGAAUUUUAUGUGAAUAUGAAAUAAAUAUAAGCUUGAAAUAAGUGAAUCUAAUAUAAUGGCCAUUUCUCUUUUUAUUUGGAAAUAAUGAAUUAACAUUAUAUUUUAAACAUAAAUUAUGAUUUUUUUCUGUUUAAGCCUUCACGUAAAUUUACACUGGUAUGAUGUACAACUCAUUGUAAAUUUGCCACUUGAUAGAUGCAUACAAUAAUUCUAGAACAUAUAUUUUUGUCUGUCAAGGUAUUAUAUAAAAUUAUGCUUAAAAUAAGUAGAUUUACAACUGUGUAAAUGUUUUAAAUGUAAUGGUAAUAUAUUAAAUUGUACUGGUCAAUUUAGGA